This is a messenger RNA of Pangasianodon hypophthalmus (striped catfish), 7353 nucleotides long. It is a transcript of the gene usp46, whose product is annotated as ubiquitin specific peptidase 46. The transcript is spliced from 9 exons. NCBI's taxonomy places the organism in Eukaryota, Metazoa, Chordata, Actinopteri, Siluriformes, Pangasiidae. The coding region runs from base 325 to 1434 and encodes 369 amino acids. Gene Ontology annotation, biological process: protein deubiquitination. Gene Ontology annotation, molecular function: cysteine-type deubiquitinase activity; cysteine-type endopeptidase activity. Gene Ontology annotation, cellular component: cytosol; nucleus. The record is from RefSeq and is a predicted model, not a curated record.
UGGGCGGGGCUUGUGCUGCACGGACUUGGUUAGCUAGUUACCUGCCGCAAGCACUGAUGUUUACUAUCAAUCCUUUCAGUUUUAAUGUGAUGAGGCACUUUCAAAGCUCAGAAUGAAUUGAUGUAAAUUUCUGAGACUGUUUGUACUUUAGGCUGGGUGCUUAUGAUAGUUUUCAGUGAGGAAUAAAUCGUGCUGCAUGUCAGUGCUCUAUCAUAAGGACUGCAGUUGGCCUCUUGGUCCAAGCUGCAUGAGAUCUGCUGCUCCUGCACUUCCGGUCAUGUUUAUUUCAUAACGAUGGCGUCAAGGAGUACAACUGGGAACUAAAUGACUGUCAGAAAUAUCGCCUCCAUCUGUAAUAUGGGCACCAAUGCCUCUGCUCUGGAGAAAGACAUUGGUCCAGAGCAGUUCCCCAUUAAUGAACACUACUUUGGAUUGGUCAAUUUUGGGAACACGUGUUACUGUAACUCAGUGCUGCAGGCGCUGUAUUUCUGCAGGCCUUUUAGGGAGAGCGUGCUGGCCUACAAGGCACAACAGAAGAAGAAGGAGAACCUGCUGACCUGCCUGGCUGACCUUUUCCACAGCAUUGCCACCCAGAAGAAGAAGGUGGGAGUCAUCCCGCCUAAGAAGUUCAUCUCUCGCCUGAGAAAAGAAAAUGACCUGUUUGAUAACUACAUGCAGCAGGAUGCUCAUGAGUUCCUCAACUACCUGCUGAACACGGUGGCAGACAUCCUGCAGGAGGAGAAGAAACAGGAGAAACAAAACGGCCGGCUGAAGAACAACGGAAGCACCGUCACUGCCGAAUCUGAGACCGAGAACAAGACCGAGUCCACCUGGGUGCACGACAUCUUCCAGGGUACGCUGACCAAUGAGACGCGCUGCCUCAACUGCGAGACGGUAAGCAGUAAAGACGAGGACUUCCUGGAUUUGUCUGUGGAUGUCGAGCAAAACACUUCAAUAACACAUUGUCUCAGGGACUUCAGUAACACGGAGACGCUGUGCAGUGAGUAUAAGUACUACUGUGAAACCUGCUGCAGCAAGCAAGAGGCCCAGAAACGCAUGCGAGUGAAGAAGUUGCCCAUGAUCUUGGCCCUGCACCUGAAACGCUUUAAGUACAUGGAGCAGUUGCAGCGCUACACAAAGCUGAGCUACCGCGUGGUCUUUCCGCUCGAGCUGCGUCUCUUCAACACGUCCGCCGACGCCGUCAACCUCGACCGCAUGUAUGACCUCGUGGCUGUGGUGGUACACUGUGGCAGUGGGCCAAACAGAGGACACUACAUAACGAUAGUGAAGAGUCAUGGCUUCUGGCUGCUGUUUGAUGAUGACAUCGUGGAGAAAAUUGAUGCACAGGCAAUAGAGGAGUUCUAUGGUUUGACUUCUGACAUCUCUAAGAACUCUGAGUCAGGAUACAUCCUUUUUUAUCAGUCCAGAGAGUGACAGGAUCAGACGAUGAAUAAAGAGCAAAAAAGAGCAAAGGAUGGAAAUUAGGGGACAAAACAAACGGAAGAAAUGUAGUUCAAUCACUAACACCAAGCAGUCCACAGCCCACUCUCACACACUCACACUCUCACACUCAGGAGUAAUUUCUGAAAGCUGUGCCAAUAGCACCCUGACCUCAUUUUUGCCAAUACUACAUUUCCCAGAAUCCCCUCCUCUACAUCAUCACUGCACUCUGAGGGGGGGGACUGUGUGUUGGGGUGGGGGUGAGGGUGGGGGGAUGCAUCAGAACUGACCCUCAGUCAGUCACCUGCAUAUGGAAGGCACUUUACGAACAAAAAGCAUCAAAAUACAUAGUGACAAACACUACAAAAACAGCAAAAGAACAACAUAUUGAAUGACAUCACUCUUGUCAAGACCUUGAAAGGAAGGAAUCGAAUCACUAUAAUAUCAGCAUCUAGCCGUCGGGAACUUUGGGAAUCGUCCACUCCCAGAUCUGAGUCCUCAUUCAGAGAGAGGCCUUCAGUUUUUGCAACAUUUUAGGGUUCUUCUCUUCUCUUCUCAGUGUGGUUUCCCUGGCACAGAUGUGUGUAUGAACAGGAUAUCUUAAUUUAUACGUUCAUGUAUUAUAUGUGUAUGUUCAGUCCUCAAUAUCUGAUUUCUCACAAAGAAUUUUCCAGUGAAUUAUCUAAAUGAAGCCAACAAUGAAUGAAUGUUUGUUACCUCUUAUCCUAUUGGACAGUUAGGACUUUUGGCUUAAGUUAUCUGGCUAACUAAGAAAUCAUGAGCUUUUUAUUUUACCAAAGCAAAGAAACUCAGUUUGCUAUAGUGGUUUAGAUACCAUCCGUGCAGUCGCUGCAUCGUGGAGCAUUAUAGGAAUAAGAGAAAUUAACGGGGAGUGUUUCAGAUACAGUGUCUGGUGAGUGCAUUUGUCUGGACCAGGACAAAGGUAAAGGGUUUAAGUAUGUUCAGCUAUAUUUAAGACAAUUGUCUAGUCCAGUCUGAUUAUAUUCUGGCAUUAAGCCCUAAUUGACACCUCCCUGAGAGAAAAUGGGCCAUUGCUGCUAUACUCUCUAUCUAAAUUUGCAUGAUAGUCACCAGGCCAUGGAUAUCUCAGGUCAACAAAGUCCUUCCUGCCUUACAUCAGCAGUAGACUAUGACAGGCAGAAAGACCUUCAUCCGUUGAAAGUUACGUUUAAACACACAAUGAUCCUCCUAUGGAGCCAGGAUUCAAGGCUAUAGCUCUGUUAUUGCUUCAUCUUUUCCGUACGUAACACAGCUGUUAUCCAACCGCCAUUGUGCUCCAUGUUUCAGAGGAAACUAGUUCAAUUCAGAUUUGAAUUACGCAUAGAAGUCUGCUUACAGGUUAAAGAUGUAGUAAAUGUAGCGAUAUAUAUGCUGAUGCUUAUAGUAUCUGAAGCACUGAUCACCUUUUCCCUGCAUUCAUAUUAACGUUUCCCUCUUAUACAGAGGAAAGUCUGUUUAAAGCUCUGACUCUGAGCUACUAUGACCCCAGAUCUCUGCAUAGGUCCAGUGGUUUCACUGUCUUAGGCCAGUUGAAGCAGUUGUACUAAUUUCAAUAAAAUCCUGUAGGCAUUUGUCCGGAGUGCAAUGCAGAUUCCACUCUGCCAGCUUGCACACUUCUCAAGUAUUACACUGAUAUGAAAUGAUGGUCAUUAUGUUUUCUUAAUGUAAUAAUAAUAAUAAUAAUAAUAAUAAUAUCUGUAUUUGGUACUUUUUAAGGCUGAUCUGAGAUCAGUUCUGUUUCUCUGCAAUGAUUAACACUAAGGGAACGGUUUCAGAAGCUGAUCCUAGUUCAGCAUUAACAGACUGCAUCAAGAUCUUGUAAUGAGUUCAGUUCAACGUACUCAUGAUGGCUGCUAUGGACCCUCAAGUAGAAAUGCACAAUUUAUCUAAUUAGAGAAUAUGAAGGGCAUUUUUUAAAGGAAUUUUCUGAUGUGUAUUCAUGAGGAGAGUCUAUGGCUUUAGAGAGAAAACAAUUGAAGGCCUAGUUGAUGGAGAGAAAUAUUUUGCAUGACAAGCUUAUCUCUGACUGAAUUUGACUGUGUAUAAUGACGUGAGCUCAACAAGGUAGAAGUAUAGGGAAAAGAUUAACAUUCCUUUCCAUGCUCAUGUGCUUUUUCUUAAACCAAGGACAGUAAUGUCAGACUUGUGGUAUAAUUAAUAAUUCCUGAUUUGCACCUUGAUUUGUCUGUGUGUGUUUUCAUGUUUAAUUUCUGACCUCAUACAGUAUUCUCACUCUACUAGUUAAAGAUGUAAUAAGUACCAUUGAAAUCUGAUGGAAUAUUAAUAAGAUAAAGGAUGUUGUAUGAGAAUUGAGGACUUACAGCAGUCUGGGAGCUCUGAAUAUCUGGAGCUUCAUUUAUUAAAAAACAAAUUUCAAAUCAAAAGUUCAUGAAUUUGAUCUUGCAUUAAAAUCAACAUACAAGUUAAUUAAAAAAAAAAGUUCAUAUUGAAAUAGGCUCAUAAACAUUUUCUGCUGAUACACUGGUUGACUGCACACUCCCUGUACUGGCUGAUGGCCAAAAGUUUGUGGACACCUGAACAUUACACCUAUAUAUGGUUCUUCCCCAAACCUUUACCACAAAGUUAGAAGCGCACGUUUGUGUAGGAUGUCUUUGUAUGCUGUAGCUUUACAAUUUCCCUUCACUGGAACUACAGUAAGAGACUCAAACCUGUUCCAGCAUGAUGAUGCCCCUGUGCACAAAGCGAGCUCCAUGAAGACAUGGUGUGUGAAGGUUGGAGUGGAAGAACUCGAGUGUCCUGCACAGAGCCCUGACCUCAACCCCAGAGAACACCUUUGGGAUGAACUGGAACACCGACUGAACCCCAGACCUCCUCACCAACAUCAGUGCCUGAUCUCACUAAUGCUCUUGUAGCUGAAUGAACACAAAUCCCCACAGAGAUGCUCCAACAUCUAGUGGAAAGCCUUCCCAGAAGAGUGGAGCUUAUUAUAACAGCAGAGGGGAACUAAAAAUUUAUUCUCCUGCAAAGGGAGAAUAAAUCUGGAAUGUGAUGUUCAACAAGCACAUAUGAGUGUGAUGGUCAGGUGUCUACAAAUUUUUGGUCAUAUAGUGUAAAUGCUUUUCAUCAGUCCAUACCCUGCCAUUGGCUGCCGAAGGUGAUCCCCCUCAGAGCGUUCUGCAUAGAGCUCAUUCCUUCAAAAUGGACCCCAGAAAUAGUAUAGAAUACAAAAUAUACCAAACAUUCAAGAGGGAACUUUUAAUUUUGUGAAAAGAUUUGUGAGAGGGAUGAGUGACAUCAGUCUAGUGAUUAGUGGGUUAAAGCUCACGCAGCUCCACCCGUGUUAUAUAGACAAUUGAAGGCCACUAGUCAUUCAUUCUCAUUCAUGUGUGUCUCGGAGAACAACAUUAACCUAGAAAGCAAACAGAUUUGUUCCCCUGGGGCUUCGGAAAAAGAAACCAUGUCCUGCUACAGUAUACUGUAUAGAAAUCUUGGAGAGGGUUUUAAGAUGGAGUUCUCAUUUAUCUAAGCACAGUUUUUGAGGUAGUUUGUGGUUUGAAAACAAUCAAGAGUGAAUAGUAUUUAGGAACAGUCAUUCAUGGAUGUUUUUUUUAAUCAUUUGUAGCCAUCUUAAAUAAUCUUAAUUAGCUUAUUCUCAGAAUCAGGCUGUUUCUAAAAAAAUUUUUUUAUAUAUAUCAAUGAAGCCACUGCACUUCUGAUGUUUCAUCAUGUGAGAUGCAGCAAUCCAAUAAUGUGAAGCAUUUGACAAAAGUCUGAAAGCAUUAGAUAAUAUAUGAACCGGUAGGUUACAUAUGUAACCGUGAUUCCAAGACUGAAUGGAGGACUGCCAGUGUAGUGCCAGAACUAGUAAAGUUUCCCUAUUUGCUGGCUUCCUAGCUGAGGGUUUGUAACACUUUGUGAUGCCUAUUCCAGAAAAUGCAUUUCAUGGACACCACUUACAAUAAGUGCUGAUACCUUUUUCUAUGGGGACUAAUGACUGCUCAAAGUGUCAGUAUUGCUCCAUCUUGAGGAUGAUGCAGAGCCUUAUUUGUGCCGAUACUGAGAGUUUGAGAAUAAGAACCACUUGAGGGCUGAUUCUGUUUCUACUGAGGAUAAGAGUCACUGCAGUUCUGAUGCUGCUCUAUUGAUGAUGAGAAUCACUCAUCCCAUUAGUACUGUACUCUUAUCGUUGAUGAGAAUCACUCAAGGUAAUGCUACAUCCUUCUCUUGGAGGCGAGGAUGGGGAUAUGCUUUUGAUCAAGACUACUAAGCACUUCCGUUGCUCUGGAUAAGGUCACUAGUAAAUGUGAAAUUCGCUCAAAGUCCCAAAUGUCCCAAAAUUGUGGGUGUUAAAUUAUCUAAACUAACUAUGUGUGGUUAGAUAAUUAAACUAUCUGUCUCCUGCUUUUCUUCCUUUUCUUCCUUUGCCUUGCCGUCACAUCAGUUGCAGUAGUUAUUUCAUAGCCUACAAGGUUCCUGAGACACAUUUGGCAUUAUGCUGCAAUUAGGGCAAGGCUUUGGUCAUGUCCAUCGUCCAGCUCCAUCAGUGCUUGGUGGGAUAAACCACUCACCAUUGUGCCUCGAAAUACAGGAGAUUAAGAAAUUGGACAAGGUUGAAAGUUCAACAAUUCACACGUUAGAAUUUACAAGCUAAGCAUGUUAUGAUCUUAAUUUCUCACCGUUCACAGCACAAAGCUGCUGCAUGACAACACAAACAAUAGGCCACAUGGUCUGCUCUUUGAGUCAGAUCAGUAAUAUCAGUAAUAUUAUUAGUAAUAAUUAUAUAAUAUAUAAUUAGUAUAAUAUAUAAUUAGUAAUAAAAUCUUUUACUAGGGUUUAAGAGCGAUCUUACCAUCUUGAAUCCACUUGUUCUGCUUCCUUGGCAAGACGGGAAUGUGAAAGAGAUUGAGUAUGAGGUAUCAGGGGCGUAUUAUAAGCUUCACACAUGAGGUCACUGUCACAAGAAAAUGAUUUUGCUUUUAGUACAUGGCUAAACACGAGUAAAUAGGAAACGUGGUUCCAAAGGGAAAGUACCCUGGUGGUCCAUGAUGCAAGGAAGUAGAACCAACAAUAUGUUGUUUUUGGGAAGAAAAAUAGUUUGUUUAAAUAACAUAGAGGCUUUUCUCUUUAACUCAAACCCUGAAGUUGCUCCAAAGGCCAACCUUUACCCCCUUAUUCUCCCUGCCUUUGUUUGCCUAUGCUUUGACUGCAGUGAAGUGAAUUUCUAUAUUGUCAGUAUUUUAUGUAGGUGCCAUUAUGCAUAAGAUAUGUACUGUAUGUCCCUGUAAUAUUUUGUUACCCCUUUCUCACCAGUCAGAUUUGAGAAAGAGAUAUGAGAGGUUGUUUUACUCCUUAACUACUGUGUACUCUAAAUUAUUUUUGAAUGAAUAACUUGUAAUUAAAAGCACUACAGAUGUGAUCACAGAAGUUUAGAUGGACUAUGUAGAAAUUGUUUGCCAGAUGAAAAUAUCCUUGAAAUUCGUGACCAGACUGCGUCAGUCUGCUAUUGACACUCUCAGAGAAACAAAUCACGAAUCAAUCCUCUGCUUCAACAAAUCUAACCAAAAGAGAAAAUUCUCAUAAGUGUAUAAGAAAGAGACUGUGUAAUAUAUAUACAGUUCUGCCUGACACGUUCGUGUAAUGUGAAAUAAUGAAGCCUCAUUUAUCGUACAUGUGAAUAUGUGCCAUUUUCUCAGAUACUGAUCAAAGAUAACUCUGAUGUGUGCCGAAUCCCAGGACACACACACACACACACACCUUUUAAACUGGAACAUAGAAAAAAAUACUGUUUUAUUCAUGCACAAAAAAGAUAUGCAGAAUAUCAGACAGGACAAAAUAUAUAUUUUUAAUUUUAAGUGGGGCUGUAAUUCCAAGGAGGAAUUUAAAAGGAGUACUGAAGAGAAGACAUGUCUUAAAAGAAAUAUAAAUGAUUAA